CGCGCGUGCUGUAUCAUCAUUCACGAGCUGUUCUCUGCUGUACUGUCGUUUCUGUAUGGUUAUGGGCGAAGUGUGCCCAAGUUCUUAAACAAUAUUUGAAGAAAUGAUGCAUGAACCCACGGUAGCCCAGAGCAUUUUGGUGACCAUGAAUCAGAGUGGGAAAGACCCCUGCGAAAUACCAUUUAAGGAGGACCGCAUUCCUUUAAUGGUGCUGUACAUCUUGGUUUUUGUCAUCGGUCUUCCAGCCAACAUUGCCACAGUCUACCUCACCCUCCACCAGGUCUGUCGCAAGAAUGUCCUCGGCAUCUACCUGCUAAGUCUGUCCUUGUGCGAUCUCACCUACCUCUUCACGCUACCUAUGUGGGCUGUGUACGUCAACAGAGACCACAUAUGGCCCUGGUCCUCUAUGGCUUGUAAAGUGACUGGCUUUGUCUUUUUCACCAACAUGUACAUCAGCAUAUUUCUGCUCUGCUGUGUGUCCAUUGACCGCUACGUGGCGGUGGUCUAUGCCAUUGAAUCUCGGGGUCUUCGUCAGAGAAGGAUUGCCGCUCUUGUAGCUUUUUCCAUCUACAUAGUGGUGGGCUUGGUCCAUGUUCCAGUCUUUAUAAUGCGUGAGGGGAAUGCCGCCGAGGGCAGUCAACGCUGCUUUGAGCCCGGCCAGAGCACUGCAACAGUUACAGGAUUCAACUAUGCUCGUUUUUGCAUUGGCUUUUGUGCUCCACUGGCCAUCCUGAUCUUCACCAACAGGGCCAUUCUUGCCAAUGUGAGGGCCAGCACAGGACUCCAACCACAUCAGAAAGAGCGAGUGCGCUACCUUGCUGUGGCAGUGGUGAUGCUGUUUUUGAUCUGUUUCUCUCCAUACCACAUUAUCUUGCUCAUACGCGCCAUUACCUUCCAUUUCCCCAAGCUGCAGGAUGAAUGUCAAUUUCAAGAGCGCAUCUACAUACCUUACAAAAUCUCUCUGGGCCUGUCCACUUUCAACAGCGCCUUUAAUCCCAUUCUCUAUGUGCUCUCCAGCAAUAAUAUCCGUAAGGAGAUAAGAAAUGGCAUGGCAGCACUGUGUAACAGAGUCAUCUUGGGUCAGCGCUUGACACAGAGUAGCCAGCACAACAUGCACAGUUCCAAAAGCAAUUCAGACCACAUCCCCACAAAGGGGGAUGAAAUGAGGACAGCUUGUCUUAGCCCAAGCUAAAACUGUAAAGGCAUUAGACAUUGGUACUCAUUUUAUUAAAGUGCUAUCACUUGGAACUGAAAAAUUUAAUAAUUUUGUUUUGUAUAAACAACAGUAAAUGGAGUAAUCAUUCAGCAGCUGCAAAUGAGACAAAGAUCUUGCAAAAAGUGAAUUUCCUGUCAUUUUAUUUUGUGUUUAAGACUGAAAGGAUCUCUGUGGUAUUUUAAAUCUUCUCUGCUAUUUCAGGUCACAGAUUGUUUCCUUCAAACUGUUUGAGCUUUUGAAUAUCUUACAUUUGACGUCUGUAUACAGGAUUUUAAAUGUAAGAUGAGAAUCUCUAGACCAUAUUUAUAGGUUCAAAAUAGUCUUGCAGAGCUAUUGGCCUUGACUAUUAGCAUAAAGUCUGGUCCACUUUGCAGCUAAUUCUGGCAAAGAACCACUCACAACUGAUAGGAAGUGGCCAUCUGACCGACAUGUUAAAUGGCCAACCGCAGUUGGUUUAAUUUUUAUGUCGUUGUUUUUACAGGGUGAGUUAGUGAACUUGACAAUUCACUAGCAUUCAAAUAAUGCCACAGAAUAAUACAAAUUUGGUCCACAUGUGAAUGUUCACAAAACACGGAAAUCAAAAAAAUAUGCGGAAUGUGAUUGACAAAUUAUUGUCACCAAUUGUAAUCUAAAUUAGUACCUACCUAUUAAUGCUCAGACAUUUGUUGAUAUUGCUACCACAGUAAGUUCCUAAAAACAUAACUAUUCUAGUUCUUCCUCAAAGGUGCUCAUUAGGCUUGGGAUUGAUGCCUAAUGGUAUUUUUUAUAUAUCUUUUUACACAUCGAUAUUUAUCGAUAUAUAUUGGGAUUUUUUUUUUUCAGAUAUAAAUUUGGCUGCUCGUUACACAAUUGUCUUUAUCUUUUAAAAAAAAAAUUCUCAACACAAAUUUGGUGAAGUGUGAGCAGCAGGAUUAAUUAAAGGGACACCAGACGUGUCUGGCAGAUGUGUUCUAAAAUUCUAAACAAAUAUUUUCUAGGGGUAUGCACACGCCACCAAUGCGCAGCCCCAAAAUUCUGCAGUGCAAUGGAGCGCAUUCAAAUCAUAAUCAAAGGACUACGAUUAUUUACUCUAGUCAUUACUGGAUGAUAUAUUGUGUAUAUGUAUCUUUCAUAUAACCUACACAAUGUAUUUUCAAUUACAAGUAUGCAUUUUGUGGAUUGAAGGCUUGAAUAAAAUACAUAUUCAAGGCUACAUAUAUAGAAAUUUCAUAAUAAAUGUCACCAUUUUUAAGCGUUUCAUUUUCACAGUUACACCAGUUUCAUACACUAACCUGCAAACUCAUCAACAUCACUUUGUUAAUAAAAAGUACAAAAACCUUUGUAACUUUGGACCACCAAGCUCGUCGUGUGUGUAUGUGUGUGUGUGUGUGUGUGUGUGUGUGUGUGUGUGUGUGUGUGUGUGUGUGUGAACGUGACCAUGACCAUGACCAGCUUCAGUAAAUGUUCUCCCCUUUUCUCCCCAAUAUGGAAUUCCCAAUGCACUCUAAUUGCUCGUGGUGGCAUAGUGAUUCGCCUCAAUCUGGGUGAGUUUACUCUGCGUCAAUCUGUGCAUCUUAUCACGUGGUUUGUUGAGAAUGUUGCCACGGAGACGUAUCGCACAUGGAGGCCCACGCUAUUCUCCGUGGCAUCCAUGCACAACUCACAACGCACUAGUCAGCCUCUUUACUUUCUGAGCUACCCAGGCUAACCAGAUUGUUAAACAGAGGCCAACAGAGUGAAUUGGAAAGCGAACAAAUUAGUUUUUAAAUAUCAGCUAAAUUGUAUAUAUCAAUGCCUAAAUAAUGUAUUGUUAAAGUAACGUCCUGAUCAUUAAUCAAUAUAUCAAUAUUUCAUGACAUCCCUAGUGCUCAUUGUAGCAUGUAGCAUUGUAGCUACAUCAAACAUGAGAUUGUUUCCAGUUGAACGGCUUAUAACCUGUGCACCAUGACUCCCGGAAGUUGAGUAAAACCAUUGUCAACUAAUUUAAUGAAACUGCAGUGUGUUUUUUAAAGUAAUGUUUAUGUUGAAUGGCAUGCCUUUUGAGUGUUGACUGUGUUGUUUCGAUGGAAGUUUUUCAUAUUUUCUCAACAGUUUAAUAUAAUUUUCUGAAAUUGUUUUGCUAUAUGAUGAAUUUGAUGUUUUGUGUGCAUGGGUUUUUAAUGAAUGUCACAACGAAUCAUGAACAACAUUUUAUGAACGUCUACAGUAAUAUAUGGCUGAACAUCUACUGUAUUUUGUGUGUAAAAAGCUUUUUUUUAAUUUUAUUUUGAAGUCAAUUAAAUCUAUUAAAAAUAAGACUUUCAUAAUGUGCAGUCAUGCUUUUUUCGUUACAUUACACUACAUAAAUGUAACCC
Xyrauchen texanus (razorback sucker) is the source of this 3549-nucleotide messenger RNA. It is a transcript of the gene gpr132b, whose product is annotated as G protein-coupled receptor 132b. The transcript has 2 exons. NCBI's taxonomy places the organism in Eukaryota, Metazoa, Chordata, Actinopteri, Cypriniformes, Catostomidae. Gene Ontology annotation, molecular function: G protein-coupled receptor activity. The coding region runs from base 104 to 1192 and encodes 362 amino acids. Gene Ontology annotation, cellular component: membrane. The record is from RefSeq and is a predicted model, not a curated record. Gene Ontology annotation, biological process: G protein-coupled receptor signaling pathway; negative regulation of G2/M transition of mitotic cell cycle; G1/S transition of mitotic cell cycle.